Molecule: messenger RNA, 1818 nt
Organism: Bicyclus anynana (squinting bush brown)
Lineage: Eukaryota; Metazoa; Arthropoda; Insecta; Lepidoptera; Nymphalidae
Exons: 2
Coding region: 1-1293 (430 amino acids)
Source: RefSeq, a predicted model, not a curated record
AUGCGCGGGCAUCAGCGCGUGCAUCCGCGUCGCAGUUUUCUCAGUACAAUUUUGACGUUGGAGGUGUACAGUCGAGUAAUUAUGGAUAAAUUAAUGUUGUAUUAUUUAUCAAGACGACGGCGACGACGAAUUGCCAAAAAAAGACGCCAGCCAGUAAGCCCGUACGUUGAAUCUAGGUUACUGUGCGGGGAAUUCGUGGUGAAGUUUGGUAUAUUAAGAGAAAAUGAAAGGUUUUUUUUCAAAUAUUUUAAAGUUUCAUUACAAGUCUAUGAUGAAUUAUAUUCAAAACUGGAGCCCUAUUUGAAGACUAACAAUCUACGAUUGAAAUCUACGUCAAUCGUAUCACCAAUGGAACGAUUUGCAAUGACAUUGCGAUAUUUAGUCAGUGGACAUACCUUCGUCGAUAUUCAUCUGGCGUAUCAUACAGGACUAACCACGGUCAGAAAAAUAGUAACAGAAGUUUGUCAAAUUAUAAUUGAAAGGUUAAAGGAAGAAUGUAUACCAAAAUUUUCCCGUGCGCUAUGGGAAGAGACUGAAAAAGGUUUUUUAACGCAAGCCCAGUUUCCUAACUGCAUAGGUGCAAUAGACGGAAAACAUAUACGCAUUAUAAGACCUCCACAUAGUGGUUCCCUCUAUUACAACUAUAAGCAUUACUAUUCUAUUGUACUGCUUGCAAUGUGUAACGCCAACUAUGAGUUUACCUAUAUAAACGUGGGAGUGCAGGGUAAAGAAUCUGACUCCGCAAUUUUCACACAAAGCCGAUUGUACGAACAAAUCAACAAUGACUUAAUAGAUAUUCCUCCUGCCAAAGCAUUGCCCGUAAUACACAAUGAUAAACCAACAAACAUUGCUGCAACCGCAGCUUUGCCCUAUAUUAUUGUAGGAGAUGAAGCAUUUGGGUUAUCUAGCCAUGUCAUGCGGCCAUAUGCUCGAGCUCUCGAUUUAAACUACAAAAAAAAAAUAUUCAAUUAUAGGUUAACGAGAGCGCGACGUUAUAUUGAGUGUACAUUUGGUAUCAUGGCUAAUAAAUUUCGCAUACUCCAUCGUCCAUUGAACGUUGGAAAAGACAAAGCAAUUUGUUUUCUUAAAACAAUUUGUAUUUUGCAUAAUUUUAUAAGAUCAAGAAGUCAAAUUAAUGACUUUCAUGAUAUUGUCAUUAUACCAGACCAUAUACGUUCAGUUCGGGGGUUAAUUGGAAAUACCCACAGAGAUUCGUAUACAUUACGCGAUAACUUCGCAGAUUAUUUCGUUGCAGACGGACAGCUGUCAUGGCAAGAUCGCAGUAUUUAUUGAAGAUAGUUGGCUUUUUUAACCGACUUCAAAAAGGAGGAGGUUAUCAAUUCGUCGGAAUCUUUUUUUUUUUUUUUUUAUUUUUUUUUUUUUUAGGUAUGUUCGGAGAUUACUCGAAAACGGCUGAACCGAUUUGGAAAAUUCUUUUUUUGUUUGAAAGGGUGUCGUUUCUAGUUGGUCCCAUGAAAACCAGGUUGCGAUCUGAUGAUGGGAUCCUGGGAAACUUGAGGGAAUCUUUUUAAUAUUAUAGGUACACUCGAAGCGAUAACGAUAUUUUCUGAAGUAACUUGCAUGAUAAUGCAAUUUAUGAAGAUACAGAGCUGAUCUGAUGCUGGAUCCGGAAGGUGGCCAUAGGAACUCUGCAAUAAAACGACAUAGCUCCAACAAAUUUGGGCUCGUUUGAUUCGUAUUGCCGAGCACUUUUACCCUAUAUGGAAAUCAAGGAAUAUUACGAAGACAUAGCUGAUCUGAUGCUGGAGCCGAAACAUGGCUAUAGGAACUCUGCAAUAAAACAAGAUAACUCCAACA